Drosophila miranda is the source of this 3202-nucleotide messenger RNA. RefSeq names its product delta-sarcoglycan. Gene Ontology annotation, biological process: heart contraction; cardiac muscle tissue development. Lineage: Eukaryota; Metazoa; Arthropoda; Insecta; Diptera; Drosophilidae. The coding region runs from base 360 to 1667 and encodes 435 amino acids. The transcript has 6 exons. Gene Ontology annotation, cellular component: sarcolemma; sarcoglycan complex. The record is from RefSeq and is a predicted model, not a curated record.
CUACACCGUAUCUUAAACGGACGGAAUGGUUAACAUUCCGGCAAACUGAUUCUGCCAUCAGUUGUUGUGCAAGCGUGUACGAGUACGGUACCCCGUACGCGCAUACGGCAGCGGCAUUUUGGCGUAAAAAUCCACAAAGACCAAUUUAUAGUUUCCCAAAGAUUUAUUCUGAAGACUGCGGUUUCAAAAAACAAUAAUUGUUUAUCACGCGCAGACAUUGACAACCCUGAGAGUGUUCCGCUUGGCGAGGAAAGAACAGCUAAAAGUGAACCUCAAAAGUCAAGGAAAACGUCCAAAUGAUGAAAGAAUUCAGAGCAAGGCUAAGCAAAUCGCAGUAGUGGCGGUGCAAACGAUCAGCAAUGUCGGGUGACGGCAGCGUGGAGACAACUACGCGGCACCUUAAAGUGUGUUCCGGUUCCGGAGAAGGUAGCAGACAGCAGCAGCAGCAACAGCAGCAACAGCAGCAACAGCAGAAGCGGCAGAAGCGAUUAUCGACUGGGACAACGCCCAAGAAGCCGAGCAAAGCUGGCAACAAUCUUGGCCUAAUGACAGCUGGCAACAGCAGAGCAAGCGGAAGCGGAAGCGGAAGUGGGAUUGGAGCUGCAAGCAUCCAAUCGUCCUCAAAGGUGGGCACCAUGACGACAGUAACAGCGACGCCAGGCAAAGCCACGCUCAGUCACGUCCAUAGCCAUAGCCAUAGCCAUGGACAUGGCCGGGGGCAUGGGCAUGGGCAUGGACGGGGCGGCAGAAGUGGUCGGGGCGGUGCUGUAACUGGCGCAGGAGCCGGUGGUGGACCGAGGACAGCUGGUCAGUGCAACGUAGACGGAUUCGCGGGCGGAAUUGAGACAUACCUGGGCCUCAUCGGAUGGCGCAAAAAGUGCCUGUACACGCUGUUGCUGCUGCUGAUGCUGCUCAUUGUCACAAAUCUGGUGCUCACCCUCUGGAUAAUCAAAGUGAUGCAGUUCUCUUUGGAGGGCAUGGGACAACUGAAAAUCUUACCCGGUGGCAUACAGCUGUCGGGAACAGCGAUAAUUAUGGACAUGCUACGAACAUCAACAAUCCGUUCGAGGCCUGGCCAUCCCAUAUCCAUAGAAUCAUCACGUAAUUUUUCAAUCAAUACACGUGACGCGAAUGGUAUGAUUGAGAAUCAUUUAUUUCUGGGACACGAUAAGUUCGAGUGCCUGGCGGCGACAUUUCGCAUCAACGAUACGAAUGGACGAAACCUAUUUUCCGUAAAUCGAAAAGAAGUCACAGUCGGUGCGCACUCACUGCGGAUCGACGGUGAGGGUGGCGCCGUCUUCAGGGCCUCUGUGCAGACGCCACAUGUGCGUGCCGAGCCGGGACGGGAGCUAAGACUUGAGUCACCCACGCGUCAAUUGAAGAUGGCAGCAGCCAAGGACAUCAAUUUGCAGUCGCGUGCCGGGGCUAUUGAUCUCGUGGCCCUGAAUGAUGUGAAGUUGCGAUCCCUGGACGGAAGCGUGCGACUGGAGUCAUCCAAAAUCCUCAUGCCCAAUCUGCGCACGGCCCAACCACCCAUAAUGGGUUCUGCCCAGAGUCGAGAGCAUAUGCAUCGCGUCUUCCAGCUCUGUGCCUGCUCCAAUGGCAAGCUCUUUCUGGCUGCCCCGCACUCGAUAUGCGCCGGGGAUGAUUCCACUGUUUGCAGGUGAUCUCACAGCAACAAACGCUGGCCAUCGGCAACCAAUACCGAUGGCGAAACUUAACCAGAGAGCGGAAAAUCGGAGCGGAAAAAUACGGAAAACCACAGGCAUAUGUAUAUCAAAUAUUUGCUAAUGCUAACUGAAAACUAACUGAUACUGAAGUGAAGUGAAGUAUAUAUAUAUUUAUUGGAAAAAUCCUAGAGAACAUACAAUACAUACGAUCCUGCAUUCAUAAUCGUUCAUACCAACUAAACAUAGUAUUGAACCUGUAUUCGAAGAACAAAAUCAAGAGCUUCUUAGACACUUGGAUGUUGUGUACUAGUAUAUAAAACAGCAAAUUCAGAGACACAGGCAUAUCCUACAUACUUAUCCAAUGCAUAUGCAUAAACAUAUACAUAUAAAUAUAUUGAAGUAACUAUUACGGCGGUAAAUAUACAAGAAAUAUAAUAGGUAGAACAUAUGCACUCAAGACCCAUCCCAUCAGAGUCAUCAGAUCUAGUAAGGAAUAUGAUAGAACUGUAUUUAUGUAUGUGUAGUAGAUGUGAAUGUCGACGAAGGUUAGAAGCCUCUAGAAAUCCAAAAGUCCAAGCCCCGCAAGCCCCCAUACCGCCCAUUAAUCAACACGAUCAGUGUAAAUGUGCUUUUCCCCUGUAAAUGUGUGCCUACCUAACUCUGGUGUAAGUCGUCGUAGUCAAAGGAUCCGUCGUGUUAAUUAGAUUAUGGGUCCUAGACCGUUGCGACCAUUACCAGAUACAUAUAUCUCGGAAUAUCCGCUUCACUUUGUUGGUUUGUACAGAUCCAUUGCGAGAAACGUAAGCCUAUCCUUUCCCUUGCAUUUAGCCCUAAAGAUGUGUACAUAGAACUCUGUCCAACUGUCCUACUUUUCUUUCGUGGCAAUUUCUUUCUAAGCAGAUCGUAAUUGGAGACAUUCAAGUAGCUAACACCACGACUAACAACGACUAAGAACUAAGAAUAUGUAUGUUUUUAUGGCAACUAUCCGUGAAAUGAAUAAUCCAAGACAACCACAACUGGCAUUAACACACAAUACGAAGACAAUGAAAUAUCAUCCAAUGAAUCGCAAGAGCUAUAUUAUAUCUAUACAUGUGUAUGAAAUAUUAAUGAUACGAUCACGAAUAUACAGAAUAUACAUAUACGUAUGAGUAUCGCGAUAUGAAUAUGAAGAAUAAAUCUGGGUUUGAAUAUGAACAUGAAAUAUAUAUAGAUAAACUGAAUAUGAAUAUGAAUAUGAACAGAGUUGAAAUAUGAAAUUGCCGUUGAAUUUUUCAAGUGUAAGACUACACUGAUAUACUGAUAAAUAUAUAUAUAAUAGAUAUAUGAUACAAAUAAAUGUGUAUGGCAUGCUUUUAGAAAGGCGUUAAAUUUAAUUUGUUGUUAUAUUUUUUUUUAGCACGAUUAUGAAACGUAAUGUUUAUAUAUACAAUACUUAUAGAGAAAUGAUAAGUUAGAUAAUAUAAGGGAAAAAACAUGAAUAUAAUACCAUAUAUAGUAUUGUAACACUGCAAGAUACUUAAAGAGAAAUAUAU